This is a messenger RNA of Spodoptera frugiperda (fall armyworm), 1554 nucleotides long. RefSeq names its product cytochrome b-c1 complex subunit 1, mitochondrial-like. Gene Ontology annotation, molecular function: metal ion binding; metalloendopeptidase activity. Lineage: Eukaryota; Metazoa; Arthropoda; Insecta; Lepidoptera; Noctuidae. The transcript has a single exon. The record is from RefSeq and is a predicted model, not a curated record. Gene Ontology annotation, cellular component: mitochondrion. Bases 58 to 1455 code for a protein of 465 amino acids.
UCAUGUGCAAAUGACAAGAUCAAAAGACAAGUUUUUAAUAUUAUAUUUAUUUCAAGGAUGCUCAAAUUCAAUAAAGUUCUGAAUAAAGUAUGGAUCCCAGUAAUAUCCAGGCGCUAUACCACUUACCCUAUAUCAUUCACUUAUCACUUACAAAAUCUCCCUGCUACUCAAUAUACUAAACUGAGCAACGGUGUGACCAUCGCAACCGAGGAACGCGAGUCUUGUAAUGCAUGUGUAGGGCUAUUUAUGGAUGCCGGCUCCAGGUACGAGAGCAAUACUGAGAAUGGAGUAGCUCAUUUUUUCGAGCAUUUAGCUUUUAAAGGAACCCAUAGCAGAUGUAAGUCAGAUCUUGCGACACAGAUGGCAUGUCUAGGUGCCAAGUAUAAAUGCUUCACCACUCGUGAGAUGGUCGCUUAUUACGUGGAGUGCUUGAGCGCAGAUACGUUAGUGGCCACCGAAAUACUCAUCGACUGUAUAUUCAACAACAGUUUCGACAAGGCUGAGAUAGAGCAAGAGAAACAAAUUGUGUAUUUAGAAAUGAUAGACCAUGACAAUGACCCCCACAAAGUGGUGUUUGAUUACUUACAUGCGAGUGCAUUCCAAGGCACGCCUCUUGCUCAAACGGUAAUGGGCCCCAGCUCGAACUUAUAUAACUUCACUGAUUCUACCAUAUGUCGGUACUUGUCCAAAUGCUUCGACCCAGGCAGGACGGUCCUCGCAGCUGUUGGUGGCAUUAAACACGAACGGUUAGUAGAACUUGCCAAAUCCUACCUUUGCAAGUUAGAACCACUGAAUUUUGAAGACAUGGAUACUUACAGAUACACUGGCUCAGACGUUCGUUUUCGUGAUGACUCGAUGCCCACUGCUCACGUGGUGAUUGCCGUAGAGGGCCCUAGCUUCAGUGAUGACGACAGAGUCGUCAUGGAAGUGGCGCGGUUCAUAAUGGGCGGGUGGGACCGCUCCCAGCCCGGUGGACUCAACCACCCUGCACGGCUCGCACGUACUAUUACGCGGGGCAACUUGUGCGACUCGUACCAAGCAUUCAAUCUGAACUACAAAGAUUGCGGUCUCUUCGGAGUCCACUUCGUGGCUGAUACUAUGCACCAAGACGACAUAAUGAUGUCGAUACAAGAAGAGUUUAUGUAUUUAUCCAUGUGUGUGACAAAGACUGAGGUAGACAGAGCUAAAAAUUUUUUAAAAGCAAAGAUUUUGUCUGAGACCGAAAGUUCAUUGGGCGCUUGCAUGGACAUCGGGCGUUGUACGUUGUAUUAUGGGUGCCGGCCAUCACUGCCGCAGAAGAUGGAUGCGGUGGACAGCGUCACGAUAGAUCAAGUGCGGCGGGCGUGCUACCAGUACCUGUUCAACCAGUGUCCAGUGGUCGCUGCCGUUGGUCCUACGGAGGGGCUCUUCGAGUACCCCAGGAUUAGGUCAUACAUGUACUGGUCUCGAGUUUGAGUGGGUUUUAUAAAAUAAAUUUUUAUUAUAUAGUUUUUUUUUGUAAAUAAAUAUUUGUUUUUGUUCAGACUGUAUCUGAACAAAACUUUAUGCACAUUA